AUGGCUAUCAAUAGAAUUGCGAUUGGUUCGCCUGGAGAAGCUAGCCGUCCAGAUGCGAUCAGAGCGGCUUUUGCUGAGUUUUUCUCGAUGGUUAUAUUCGUUUUCGCAGGUCAAGGUUCCGGUAUGGCGUUUGGAAAGCUAACCGGAGACGGUCCAGCCACACCUUCUGGUUUAGUGGCAGCGUCUUUAUCUCAUGCGUUUGCAUUGUUCGUGGCCGUUUCCGUUGGAGCAAACGUUUCAGGUGGUCACGUGAAUCCCGCGGUCACGUUUGGAGCUUUCAUAGGUGGGAAUAUAACGUUUAUGAGAGCUAUUCUUUAUUGGAUCGCUCAGUUACUAGGAGCAGUAGUAGCUUGCUUGUUACUCAAGGUAAGUACCGGCGGGAUGGAAACGGCAGCGUUUUCGCUCUCUCAUGGAGUCACACCGUGGAACGCAGUCGUUUUCGAGAUUGUGAUGACGUUUGGGUUGGUUUACACUGUUUACGCUACUGCCGUGGAUCCCAAGAAAGGUGAUAUUGGAAUCAUUGCUCCUUUAGCGAUUGGGUUAAUCGUUGGAGCUAAUAUUCUCGUUGGUGGUGCGUUUGAUGGUGCUUCGAUGAACCCAGCGGUUUCGUUUGGUCCUGCCGUGGUUAGCUGGACUUGGACGAACCAUUGGGUCUAUUGGGUCGGUCCAUUUAUAGGUGCAGCCAUUGCAGCUAUUGUUUAUGACACUAUCUUUAUUGAUGGUAAUGGGCAUGAACCACUUCCUUCUAGUGAUUUCUAAGUUAGGGGUUUUCGUAUUUCUUCGAGAACAAGGAAGCUGAUG
Messenger RNA from Eruca vesicaria subsp. sativa (arugula), 801 nucleotides. NCBI's taxonomy places the organism in Eukaryota, Viridiplantae, Streptophyta, Magnoliopsida, Brassicales, Brassicaceae. The record is from the annotation of a GenBank genome assembly.